Penicillium chermesinum is the source of this 1755-nucleotide messenger RNA. RefSeq names its product putative tetracycline-efflux transporter. The transcript is spliced from 3 exons. Gene Ontology annotation, cellular component: membrane. Gene Ontology annotation, biological process: transmembrane transport. Gene Ontology annotation, molecular function: transmembrane transporter activity. The coding region runs from base 1 to 1755 and encodes 584 amino acids. Lineage: Eukaryota; Fungi; Ascomycota; Eurotiomycetes; Eurotiales; Aspergillaceae. The record is from RefSeq and is a predicted model, not a curated record.
AUGGAGCCGUUAGAGAAUGAAGAGUUGUUCGCGGGCGAAGCUGCUCUAAUCGCUCAGCAGACUCUGUUCAGGAACACCGGUGACACAACAGACUCCUUGCAAGUCCACAAUGAGCCUCUACUUGCCGACGACUCCGACCACGAAUGGACGCGCGAUGUGCAGCAGGAGCGAGAGAUCUGGUGGUUGCUCCCGUUCGGCUUAAUGUAUACGUUGGCCCUCGGCGGUGUCGCUGUACCUAAGGUCAACUUGAUGAUGUCUCUCGUGUGUCGCGACUAUUUCGCCGAACAAGCAAAGCUGAAUCCCGGCUUUAUCAAUCCUCCGCUGAUCCCUGGGAGAAACAACCCUCAGUGUCACAUUCCCGAAAUUCAAGCUCGGGUAUCUCGCUUUCAGCUUGCAGUCAACCUGAUUGCUGGUAUUCUCUCCGCCUUGAUCAGUCCUCAGCUCGGCCACCUGUCAGAUCGAUACGGCCGAACCAGGCUACUGGUUGUGUGUGGAUUCGGCGCUGCUUGUACCGAGUUUAUCUGCGCCCUGUUAGCAACAUGGCCCGCCACGAUGUCAGUGUACUGGUUCCUUUUGGGGGCCGCUAUAGACGGACUGUGCAGUUCGUUUACCGGCACGCAAGCGCUAGUCAACUCCUACGCAUCCGAUUGCACUCCGCCGGAGCGUCGAAGCGCUGCAUUUGGCCUGUUUCAUGGCUCGUUAUUUCUAGGAAUCGCGUUGGGGCCUAUGAGCGCAGCGUUCCUCAUUGCACACCUCGGAUCUUCCAAGGUGGUCUUUUAUAUCGGAUUUGCCCUAUUUGCAAGCUUUACAUUGGCCCUUCUCCUUGUUGUACCUGAGUCUCUCUCCAAAGAGCGGCAGCUUGCUGCACGUGCUAGACACCAUGCCAGACCUAAAGACCCCGAGGCUUCUCACUGGUUCUCACCCAAGAACUUAAACCCAUUGAAGCUCUUCGCCCCACUUCGCGUUCUAGUUCCGGCGGUUGGUCGGCCCAGUGAACUGUUCCCAGGUAUUGUAGGCGCUAACGCUGGCGUGCGCCGAAACAUUAUCGUCCUGGCAUCGAUGGACACGGCUCUGUUUGGAGUCACCAUGGGUGUCUCACAGGUGAUUGUUCUGUACUCCGAGAGAAUGUUUGGCUGGGGAGACGUUGAAACGAGUCUUUACGUGGCCAUCGUCAAUAGUGUGCGGGUUGUCAACUUGUUUGGAGUUCUGCCUCUUCUUUCCAAGCUGUUUCGAACACCAGUCAAAGACGACGGACAUAUUCACGGAUGUGAUAUGCUGGAUGUUGUCGUCAUGCGAGUUUCAGUUUGUUUUGAGAUCAUUGGCUUCACGGGCUAUUCGCUAUCCAAGACAGGCCGUGCUUGGAUUAUUUCGGGUGCUAUCAACUGUCUCGGUGGCCUAGGGUCACCAACAGUGCAGUCCUCGAUCACCAAGCAUGUGCCGAAAGAAAGCGUUGGGCGUAUGCUUGGAGCUUUAGGCCUUUUGCACGCCCUGUCUCGUGUCGUUGCUCCUGCCAUUCUAAACCUUCUCUACAGCUUCACCACGGUCUUCAUUGCCCUUGGAUCUGUGUUUGGUGUGGUCCUUAUCCUAAGUUUAUUUGUUCGACCUUAUGGUAUGCCUAAUCCUUAUCAAACAGCCUGGACUUUGAGUAAUGCUAAUCUGUCUACAGUCAGCUUGGAAGAUGACGGGGAUGAGCCAGACAUGCCAGCGGAGGCAAACGAAGAUGGAGAAGAUGAGGAGGAUCAAUUAUUGAGAUAA